Messenger RNA from Ramularia collo-cygni, 1668 nucleotides. RefSeq lists its product as uncharacterized. NCBI's taxonomy places the organism in Eukaryota, Fungi, Ascomycota, Dothideomycetes, Mycosphaerellales, Mycosphaerellaceae. The coding region runs from base 1 to 1668 and encodes 555 amino acids. The record is from RefSeq and is a predicted model, not a curated record. The transcript has a single exon.
AUGGUCGACUCUCCAUUAUUCCAUCAUCAGUCAUUCGCUCCAUCACACUCGUGCCGGCCGCGUUGUAGCUUACCCUCUGCUGCUGCUGCCCUUCCAUCCACCAAUGCCUCUUCACCAAUCUCUCACGCAAAUGCACGCAACCACCACUCCGACCGAGUCUCUUCUUCAACACCACCGCAGAGCUGCCAUUGCCGGAAUUUUGCCGGCAGUCAUCCACGUGGUAACGACGUUGACAAACACCAAGCUCCACCACCGGAACAGGCACAUCGAUCCCAGUACGACGACAUUAAUACCUGUGUUGCUCCUUCCCUCGCGAACAAGCCGAACUUCCUUCCAUCGGAACCACAGUACYCCCGUUCCAUUGACGCCAGCCAGGCUUAUGUAAUCUUCAACCCCAGUUGCGAGAGCGAUACCAGCAACGACGCACACACCCUUGACUCUCCUUACAUCAACGACACUAAUGACUUCCAUGAUGCCAAUCCUACCCAGCACCUGGUCACAGCAUCGCAUGGCAGCGGCGAAACGACUCCUGGGACUGCAGGUGGGGAUGCGAGCCGGAGCCAACACCGCAUGAUCGCAGAUGCGGGGUAUGCCUCUCAACACAGUCGCAAUAGUAGCGCCUGGUCUCCGGGCCCGACUGCAGGCAACACUGCGAAUCGCAAACUUCAACAGCGAACCGCCGGAGAAGAAGCUGUACCACACCAUCGCCAUCAUCUGGUCGGACACCAGACCGAGAACAGAUCCGAAUCGAAACGCAGCCCAGCCAGGGCAGACUGGAGAGAUGGUCAACAGCCAGGAGACAAGUCGACACCACCACUCCGGGACGUGUCGCAUGCGCGUCUCCAAACACAGACACCAAGACACGAAUCCAGCAGAAAAGCAGUGGAAAGAGGUUUACUGGAGCUGAAGAAAGCCGAGAAAGCUCUACUGAAGCUGUUGUGCUUCUGUCCAGUCUGUUUUGAAAGGAAGGGAACACUCGAAAAUCUCCGCCGGCACCUUGAAACUUGCAUGCAAGACAAACGAGAACAGAUCACCAUCUGGACGUGUUCGGUCUGCCGGAGAUGUGAUUACUUCGACGAUUGGGAAGCAUUCCUCGCCCAUAUCCAGAACGCCAUCACAAUGGGGAAUCCCAUCUAUGAUGCCACUGGCCAACUCUCGACUGCCAGGGAAUGGCUCACCAACUACAACAAUCGAGGAAAUGCCAUUACCCGACAGCUUCGAGGUCUGCUGGAACACCACUCCUUCGAGCCGUUUUGGGUCAGAGUCACCUUUGGAUGGCAUGUCUCUCUUUCAUGGCAGUGUAUCCCCACGGUCUUGGAGUCGAAGCUCAAGCUACAAAGAGUUGGCGGUCUCGCCGAGACUGAAUUUCUCGAAAACAACGGCAAACUCCAUUGCGUUGGUUGCACCAACCUGGUCCAGUGUGGCGCCUGCAACACCAAGCAGACGAUCAUAGAGAGUGCGAUGGAGGAAUUAUUGAUCAGCCUGCAGAACCCUCCGACGCGGCAACCAGACAGCUGGCCAGACGCAGACUACGCCGAUGAUGGAGCGAUGCAGUCCAACGGGCGCGACGCUCCUCCAAAUAGGGAGCAGCACUAUGCGGAUCCCCCGAACCCGCCCAGCCAUCACCGGCAAUUAUCUUUUUCACUGCUGCAGCAAUACAACCGAUAA